UGCCAUGCACUGUACUGUACUUGUGGGAUUGCACGUCUCACACAAAACCAGAAGCAGAACUGCAGAAGGGUUUGUACACAGAGCAUUGACAAAAAUCAGGCAUGAGAUGAGAGAGAAGGGAGGAGGAGAGAGAGGAAAAGCUGAAAAAGAAGAGCACCACUCGUGGGGUUAAAACCCCAAGAACAAACUUGGGACUUUGGGAGUAGCAGCCGGAGGGCGAGGGAAGCAGCGAGAGGAGCGAGCGAGCGAGCGAGCAAGCAAAGCGAAGCGAGAAGCUGAAUCACUUCUCCCUGCAACUGUUUAAGCUCCGAGGUUGCAACCGCACGCGAGAAGCAAGAGGAAAGGAAGCAGCAGCGAGCAUGCUCCUGUGCCCCCUCUCCGGCGGCGGCGGUCGGAUCCGCCGGAGAGCGGCGGCCGGGGCGCGGGGGGCUCGGAGCUAACCGUCUCGACCUCGCGGUCGCGAGAUCUGACGGCGCGGCUCCUUGGAUCGAGCGGUGCCUCUCUGCUCGAGUGCCGGUUCUUGCCCCCGGAAGAAGAAAAACUCAAGCUUGCGCGGUAAUCUUCGGAAGGCGUAAUCUCGCGCGGAAAAAGGCGAGGAGAAACUGGGAAAGUGAUGGUUUUUGGGAAGGCGCUGUGAUCUGGCCUGAAAAGGAGGAAUCUUUGCUUCGUUUCCCCCUUCCUUCUCCACUCCGUGCACGCUCUUAUAUCGCCUUCAGAUCGGCAGUCUGAUUGGGCCUUUGGAAAGGGAGAAAAAUGAGGCUAUCGUCGUCGUCCGGCAGCGUUCUCCAGACUCAGGCGGCCUCGCCGGAAGCUAUUGAGGAGCAGAAGUGUCUGAAUUCGGAGUUGUGGCAUGCCUGUGCCGGUCCGCUUGUUUCCUUGCCUGCGGUGGGUAGCCGGGUGGUGUACUUCCCUCAGGGUCAUAGUGAGCAGGUAGCAGCAUCAACAAACAAAGAAAUGGAGUCUCAGAUUCCUAAUUAUCCUAAUCUGCCUCCACAGCUUAUAUGCCAACUGCAUAAUGUGACCAUGCAUGCUGAUGCAGAAACAGAUGAGGUAUAUGCGCAGAUGACGCUGCAACCACUUAACCCGCAAGAGCUGAAGGACCCUUAUUUACCUGCUGAAUUAGGUACUGCCAAUAAACAGCCAACAAACUAUUUUUGCAAAACAUUAACUGCAAGUGACACAAGUACGCAUGGAGGAUUCUCUGUUCCCCGUCGAGCAGCUGAGAAAGUGUUUCCUCCACUGGAUUUCACCCAGCAACCUCCAGCACAGGAGCUGAUUGCAAAAGAUCUUCAUGGCAAUGAGUGGAAAUUCCGCCACAUCUUUCGCGGUCAACCAAAGCGGCAUCUUCUAACUACUGGCUGGAGUGUCUUUGUAAGUGCAAAGAGACUCUUCGCUGGAGACUCUGUCCUAUUUAUCUGGAAUGACAAUAAUCAACUUCUUCUGGGAAUUCGCCGGGCAAAUCGACCACAAACUGUCAUGCCAUCUUCAGUCUUAUCUAGCGAUAGCAUGCACAUUGGUCUUCUUGCUGCAGCUGCUCAUGCUGCUUCAACAAAUAGCCGGUUUACAGUUUUCUAUAACCCAAGGGCAAGCCCUUCAGAGUUUGUCAUACCGCUUGCGAAGUAUGUAAAGGCUGUGUAUCAUACCCGUAUAUCUGUGGGGAUGCGUUUCAGGAUGCUUUUUGAGACAGAAGAGUCUAGCGUUAGGAGAUACAUGGGGACAAUUACCGGAAUUAGUGAUCUUGAUGCUGUUCGGUGGCCAAAUUCGCACUGGCGAUCUGUUAAGGUUGGCUGGGAUGAGUCAACCACUGGAGAGCGGCAGCCAAGGGUGUCACUAUGGGAGAUUGAGCCCCUGACAACUUUUCCAAUGUAUCCAUCUCCUUUUCCGCUCAGGCUUAAGCGUCCAUGGCCAACAGGCUUGCCUUCUCUGCAUGGUGGGAAGGAUGAUGACUUGACUUCCUCUCUCAUGUGGCUUCGUGAUACUGCAAACCCUGGUUUUCAGUCUUUGAAUUUUGGUGGACUUGGUAUGAGUCCUUGGAUGCAGCCAAGGCUGGAUGCUUCCUUCCUUGGUCUGCAACCUGACAUGUAUCAGACGAUGGCCACGGCUGCUUUCCAGGACCCAACGAAGCAGGUGUCACCCACAAUACUGCAGUUCCAGCAGCCGCAGAACAUAGUUAGUCGAGCUGCGCCACUUAUGUCAAGUCAGAUUUUGCAGCAAGUGCAGCCUCAGUUUCAGCAGCAGCCAUACCUUCAAAACAUUUCUGAGAGCACAAUUCAAGGCCAGGGUCGGUCUGAGUUCCUCAAGCAGCAGAUCCAACAUGGCCAAUCAUUCAAUGAGCAGAAGCCCCAGCUGCAACCCCAGCAACAACAGCAAGACUCACAGCAGCAGCAAUCACAGUGUCUGCAAGUCCCUCAACAUCAACAGAUGCAACAACAUAACAACAUGACCAACUACCAGUCUUUAUCUAAUGCGUUGUCCGCUUUUUCUCAACUGUCGUCAGGCUCUCAGUCUUCACCUAUUGCACUGCAAACAGUACUACCAUUCUCACAGGCACAGAGCUUUGCAGACACGAAUAUGUGCUCAUUAUCUCCAUCCAGCGCCUCCACCAUGCAAAAUACACUGAGGCCAUUCUCAUCGGAAGCAGCUUCCCACCUGAGUAUGCCAAGACCCACUGCGAUGGUCCCGGACCCAUGGUCGGCGAAGCGAAUUGCAGUGGAGUCUUUACUUCCUUCUCGGCCCCAGGUUACAUCGCAGAUAGAACAAUUGGAUUCUACACCACCUACUACUAUACCUCAAAGCUCUGCAUUGGCGCCACUUCCUGGAAGAGGGUGCUUGGUGGAUCAAGAUGGGAACUCUGAUCCUCAAAAUCAUCUCUUGUUUGGUGUUAGUAUAGACUCACAAUCUCUUCUAAUGCAAGGGGGCAUCCCAAGCCUCCAGAACGGGAAUGAUUCAACUGCUAUACCCUAUUCCACCUCCAAUUUCCUGAGCCCUUCCCAGAAUGAUUUCCCGUUGGAUCACGCGCUAAAUUCUCCGGGCUGCUUAGAUGAUUCAGGGUAUGCACCAUGUGCAGAGAAUUCUAAUCAUGUAAAUCAACCACCUGCAACCUUCGUGAAGGUUUACAAAUCUGGAACCUUCGGAAGGUCACUUGAUAUCACUAGGUUUAGUAGCUAUCAUGAGCUCCGUAGGGAACUAGGGCGUUUAUUUGGCCUUGAGGGCCAGUUGGAAGACCCUUUGAGAUCAGGCUGGCAGCUUGUAUUCGUCGACCGAGAGGAGGAUGUCCUUCUUGUUGGCGACGACCCUUGGCAGGAAUUCGUGAAUAGUGUGUCCUGCAUAAAAAUACUCUCACCUCAGGAGGUGCAGCAGAUGGGCAAGCAGGGCCUUGAACUUUUGAGCUCGGCUCCCGCGAGGAGGCUAGGUAGCAUCUGUGACGACUACGUUAGCAGGCAGGAAUCGAGAAGCCUAAGCACGGGGAUCGCAUCGGUCGGUUCAGUUGAGUUAUGAAGAGAGGGAACAAGUCGUAUGCCCUCAGCUCAAGGCUGGUCUGUGACUCAUGUUUCUGCAGCACUUUCCUAGUUUUUGAGAUCUGGAACUGAAAGCAACAUAGAUCAAGCCUAGCACUUAAGUUAUGUACCACUAUCUAAUAAUUAUGUCAUAUGAUAUCAGCUUCUAGAUAGAAACUACCAGUACCUUUGGUGUACAUGCCAAAACUUUGUUCCAUGGAAUACUAAUCCUGCGAAUGUAGGCUCUCUGA
This is a messenger RNA of Phragmites australis (common reed), 3748 nucleotides long. Its product is annotated as auxin response factor 17-like. Bases 754 to 3498 code for a protein of 914 amino acids. Gene Ontology annotation, cellular component: nucleus. Gene Ontology annotation, molecular function: DNA binding; protein binding. The transcript has 15 exons. Gene Ontology annotation, biological process: regulation of DNA-templated transcription; response to hormone. NCBI's taxonomy places the organism in Eukaryota, Viridiplantae, Streptophyta, Magnoliopsida, Poales, Poaceae. The record is from RefSeq and is a predicted model, not a curated record.